This is a messenger RNA of Peromyscus leucopus (white-footed mouse), 2128 nucleotides long. Its product is annotated as zinc finger protein 773-like. The record is from RefSeq and is a predicted model, not a curated record. NCBI's taxonomy places the organism in Eukaryota, Metazoa, Chordata, Mammalia, Rodentia, Cricetidae. Bases 204 to 545 code for a protein of 113 amino acids. The transcript is spliced from 4 exons. Gene Ontology annotation, biological process: regulation of DNA-templated transcription.
UCAAAGUUCCUACUUGGGUUACCCUGUUGCACAGAAAACCGGUAUCACAUUGAGUAGUCCAGGGCAGGAAGUUGCCAAAGGAGAAGAGCCUUAUCGUCUGGUACCAAGGCGUGUCUGACGUCUGCGGCACCAUUGUGUUGAUCAGCUGAGUGCCUGGUUCAAAGACGCCUGAGUCCCUGUGCCCUGCUGGCCAGCAGAGUCUGAUGGCGGCCGCUGAGCAAGGACUACAGCCCCAGGACUGUGUGGCAUUUAAGGACGUGGCUAUCUACUUCUCAGAGGAAGAAUGGACACUUCUUGAUGACUCUCAGAGGUUCCUGUACUGCAGAGUAAUGAUGGAGAUCUUCGUUAUGGUGACCUCAUUGGGACUUGUACCUUCUGAGAUCCGUGACAUCACUCACCUGGAGUCUUCAGGAGAUCCCUUCACCCAUGCACUGAGAUUCCUGACUCCAGGAUAUUGGAACAGAGAGGCGAGACAUUGCCCAUUGAGCAGAGUACUUCUGCAGAACAAGGGAUUAACACAGCCAUGCUUAAACAGCAGAAGCUGACAUGUGGUGAGGAACCCCUACAAAGAGAACAGAUCGGGAUCCCAGCCAUGAAGACCAACAGAAGUGGCCCGUCAGAGAAGAUUUCACAAAGCACAAAUGAUGUGAUGGACUUCCAGGAGUCCUCAAAUCUUCUUGAGUCUCAGAUGACCCCCAGUGCCAGACAGCCACACAGAAGCUCUGAGAAUGCAGAGUCCAUUCACACCAAGAAAAGAAACUACAAAUGCACUGAGUGUGGCAAAGCCUUUAGUUACAAGUUCCGGCUUAUUCGACACCAGAAAAUACACACUGGAGAGAGGCCUUUUAAAUGCAGUCAGUGUGGGAAAUCCUUCCGCCAAAAUGCCCAUCUUGUUGUACACUUGAGCACUCACACUGGAGAAAAGCGUUUUCAAUGCACUAAGUGUGGAAGAGCUUUCAAUUAUAAAAACUCUCUCAUUCAUCAUCUGAAUGCUCACAAUGGAAAAAUGCCUUAUAAGUGUAGUCAAUGUGGGAAAUUAUAUAGGAACAAAUCCAGCUUAAUAUGUCAUUAUCGAGUUCAUACUGGAGAAAAGCCCUUUGUGUGCAGCAAAUGUGGGGAAUCAUAUAGGAACAGAAUCAGCCUUGUAAGUCAUUAUCGACUUCAUACUGGUGAAAAGCCCUAUCAGUGCGAUAAAUGUGGAAAGUCAUUCAAGGAAAAAUCCAACCUUUUUUAUCAUGGCCGAGUGCAUAAUGGCGAAAGACCUUUCCAGUGCAGUGAAUGUGGAAAGUGUUUCAUCCAAAAUUGUCACCUUGUGAAACACCAGAGAGUUCAUAACACUUCCUUCGUGUGCAAUGAGUGCGGGAGUGCCUUUACUUCAGGUUACAGCCUCCUUAGACAUGAGAGAGUUCACACGGCAACAAAGCAAUAUAAGUGCAAGGAGUGUGACAAAGUGUAUUGCUAUAGUUCUGGCCUCUAUAAACAUCGGAAGGUUCACAAUAGAUGAGCAGGAGUCAUGAAUGCGGGAUGUCCUUUAGUCAUCUAACUUAAACACCUGAAAAUUCACUGGAAAAAACUUAAAAGGCUUCAAAUAUGGAGAACCUUCUCCCAGACCAGCAUUUGGUGGACUCCUCAUCAGGCGAGUCUCUUGCUGGUAAUUAAUUGAGAGACCCGCGACUGGACAGAUAGUGAGAGACUUUGGAUCCCUAAGCCCUAAAUAGGAUGUCUUCUUCAAACCCCUCCCCUCAAGGGAUCUCUGUGGAAGAGGAGGCAAAAAGAUUGUAUGAGCCAGAGGGAGUGGAUGACUCCUAGGAAAGAGAAAGUCUGCUUACAACAGGACUGAUAUAAAACCCACAGAGGCUGUGCCAGCACAAGACAGAUUUAAACUAGACGAAAUCUUAGUACUGACAAGGGGAAGUGCCCACAAAAUCCCAUUUCUAAGCGAGAAGCAAGUGAUACCUGCUGAGAAAAGGAAAAUCAAGUUUUCUCCACUGGACAGUUGUUAGGUAUGUCAACCACACUCUUGGGCAAACUCUAUGCCCAGAAGUAGACGGCCAACAGAAAACGGACUUGUGUGUGCGUGUGCGCUUUGUUUUGGUGUUUUGUUUUUUUUUUUUUCAUUGUUUUUGGU